AUGAAAUUCUCGACUUCGCUCUUUUUCUUCGGCCUUGCCGCUGCUCAGGAAGAAGAGGGCCGCAAGGUUCCUCCUCGCCACCCACUGCAGCGACUCAACCGGCUCACUCAGUUUUCGGAAGAGAUCCUGACCCAAUGGUUCGCCGGACUCGCCUCGCAAGAAAGGUGGAUCGCCAAAUUCGCCACCAACGCUGGUCGAAUGGAGAAGAACUUCCUCCGCGGCGAGCAGCGAUGCGGCUUCUACGACCCUUCCUUGCCACAUGGCGGCCCAGAGCCAGAGGAAGAGGACGAGCUGCGCUACGAUCGAACUGACCCCCGAAUCGGCAUCAGGCAGAUCACCACUGGCUACCGAAAGUGGGCCCAGCGAUACAUGGCCGCCUGCUCCGGCCAGAAGAACUACCAGUACCAGGUCAACAGAAUGAACAGAUGGAACUCCAUUCUCCAGGACCAUCUCAACAGAAUCUACCCACAAGCCUAA
Messenger RNA from Oikopleura dioica, 477 nucleotides. The record is from the annotation of a GenBank genome assembly. Lineage: Eukaryota; Metazoa; Chordata; Appendicularia; Copelata; Oikopleuridae.